AGAGGGGCACGCAAACAGGAUGAGCGGUGGUGGGCUUGUCAUAAGCUCCCCAAUCUCCGAGGAAAGUGCAGCCUUUACGCCCUUGAAGCCCGUUGCGAUGGCAAGGGAAUCCAGUGAUGACAUGGCCGUCUUUGAAGAUAUCAAACCACCCGUACGAAUCUCGGAGAAUCCACAGGAUUUGGCCCAGGCACGGACCGAGAUGGACAAGUACCUCUCUGGCCAAAUGCCCCCCACACCGACAGCAGCAGACAAGAAGUAUCGCCGGGAAAGCGCCUCCGUGGUGGACGAGUAUUUCUCCACUGAAAAGCCUCUGUCUGCACCCUACAGUGUCAACAUCAAUGUGAUCCUUCCGGACACCACGCACCUGCGCACAGGGAUCUACCGGCCUGCUAAGCCCUCUGUGCCCUUUCCCCAAAUCAAAAUGGAGCCCGGCCCCUGCUUUGCCUUGCCCUGCCCUGCCAGCAGCGGCCCAACCCAGACUCUGCCAGACUUCACCAGCGUCUUCAGCGUGCCGCAGUCUGUGGCUACCAGCAGCAUCUUUGUCAAGCAAGAACUGCCCUGCCCCGAAAUCCCUCAUUCGAUCAGCCCCCAGCCGGGCCUGCUCUACCAGCUCCCCGCAGAGAUGAUCACCGUGGCCUCCUCCACCUGUGGCACCACGGCCACCAGCAGCAUCCACGGGGUAGCCAUGUCUACUGGCAGCUCCAUGCUGGACUCCAGAGCCCUUGCCCGGCCCCUGCGGCCAGCAGGGCAGCUCAAAUCAUUCCCAGCGACCUCCCAAGGCCUCAGCGGCUUCAGUGUGCCAGAGGAGUUCUACCCCGUCCCAGCAGUGAGCCUGCCCCCUUCGCCCCCCAACUCACAGCCCGGCAGCCCCGAGAACCAGCCCGAGCCCAUCAACACCAUUUCACCUCCACCCCCCUACGAGGCCACAUUUGGACUGAAGCUGCCCCCCCCAGGCCACAUCACCUCUGGGCCCAGCACCAUCAAGACCAUCACACAGGGACACCUCAUCCUGCCGAGCCCCAAGUACAACCGGAGGAACAACCCAGAACUGGAGAAGAGAAGGAUCCACCACUGUGACUAUCCUGGGUGCACCAAGGUUUACACCAAGAGUUCACACCUGAAGGCGCACCAGAGGACUCACACUGGUGAGAAGCCCUACCGGUGCAGCUGGGACGGCUGCGACUGGCGCUUUGCCCGCUCGGAUGAGCUCACCCGACACUACCGCAAGCACACCGGAGCCAAGCCCUUCAAGUGCCUGGCCUGUGGCCGCUGCUUCUCCCGCUCGGACCACCUGGCCCUGCACAUGAAGCGGCACCAGAACUAG
Molecule: messenger RNA, 1324 nt
Organism: Protobothrops mucrosquamatus (brown spotted pit viper)
Lineage: Eukaryota; Metazoa; Chordata; Lepidosauria; Squamata; Viperidae
Product: Krueppel-like factor 5
Exons: 4
Coding region: 20-1324 (434 amino acids)
Biological process (GO): regulation of transcription by RNA polymerase II
Molecular function (GO): DNA-binding transcription factor activity, RNA polymerase II-specific; RNA polymerase II cis-regulatory region sequence-specific DNA binding
Source: RefSeq, a predicted model, not a curated record